AUGGGGUUGAGGGCGUUUGGGAUGCGAGACGGGUUGGGGGCGAGGAGGGCGGAGGGAGAGGGAGAAGAGGAGCAGGGUGGGGAGGCGAUGGAUACGAGUUAG
Molecule: messenger RNA, 102 nt
Organism: Plenodomus lingam JN3
Lineage: Eukaryota; Fungi; Ascomycota; Dothideomycetes; Pleosporales; Leptosphaeriaceae
Source: RefSeq, a predicted model, not a curated record